GGUGUUCCAUUACCUCCAUUGCCGCCUGGCUUCACUAUGCCCAUGUUCUUCCCGCAACCACCGCAACCACCGACUCCGAGCUCGGCUGAUCUCACUGCUCAAAAGCAGCCAAAACCUCCAAAGAUUAGCAGUUUGACUCCUGAAGAGAAACUGGCUGAGAAGGCUCACAAGUGGAAGGUCAUGAACUCAAAACGAUAUGCUCAGAAGCGUCGUUUUGGAGUCUCGGAAACCCAGAAAGAGAACAUGCCUCAGGAGCAUUUGAGAAAAAUUGUCAAGGAUCAUGGCGAUAUGUCUAGUAAAAAAUACAGAAAUGACAAGCGAAUUUAUUUGGGUGCUCUUAAAUAUGUACCUCAUGCUGUUCUCAAGUUGCUUGAAAAUAUGCCCAUGCCAUGGGAGCAGGUCCGAGAUGUUCCUGUUCUCUAUCACAUUACUGGUGCAAUCACCUUUGUCAAUGAGAUUCCUCGUGUCAUUGAGCCUCAUUACAUUGCUCAAUGGGGAACCAUGUGGAUCAUGAUGCGUAGAGAAAAGAGAGAUCGUCGUCAUUUUAAGCGCAUGCGAUUCCCUCCAUUCGAUGACGAAGAACCUCCACUUGACUAUGGUGACAAUAUUCUUGAUGUUGAACCACUAGAGGCCAUUCAGAUCGAGUUGGAUGAGGAGGAAGAUGCUGCUGUGUACGAUUGGUUUUAUGAGCACAAGGCUCUUGUCGACACUCGGUUUUCUAAUGGAAGCACUUACCGUAACUGGAAUCUUAAUCUUCCCAUCAUGUCGAGUCUAUAUCGUCUUGCACGCCAGCUUCUGUCUGAUUUAGUCGACAAAAAUUACUUUAGUUUGUUUGACAAAUCUGCGUUUUUUACCUCCAAGGCACUAAAUAUGGCUAUUCCUGGUGGGCCAAAAUUUGAGCCACUUUUCAGAGAUGUCGAUCAAGGUGACGACGAUUGGAAUGAGUUUAAUGAUAUCAACAAGAUCAUUAUUCGCCAUCCAUCACGCACAGAAUAUAAAAUUGCUUUUCCCUUUUUGUACAACUCGCUUCCCCGCUCUGUGCAUGUAGGAUGGUACCAUCAUCCUGCAAAUGUGUAUAUUCGAUCAGACGAUCCAGAUCUUCCUGCCUUUUAUUUUGAUCCUAUAAUCAAUCCAAUUUCGUCUCGCACGCUUCAAACCGGUCCCUCUAAUUCGUUUGAGGAUGAGAUUUUUGGUGAUGAGGAUGAGGAUUCUAAUUUUGUAUUGCCUGACAGUGUCAAUCCAUUUUUGGAGCAUCUUCCUUUGUAUACUGAUAGCACUGCUAGUGCUAUUGAGCUUUAUUGGGCACCUCAUCCUUUUGAUAAGCGAAGUGGCAAAAUGCGUCGUGCAGAAGAUAUUCCUCUGAUCAAGUCCUGGUAUAUGGAGCACGUUCCUCCCGGAAAUCCUGUCAAGGUGCGUGUAUCUUAUCAAAAGCUGCUCAAAUGCUAUGUGCUCAACGAGUUGCACCAUCGUCCCCCAAAAUCUAAAAACAAGAAAUACCUGUUUCGUCAGCUUAAAGCCACAAAGUUUUUCCAAACUACUGAAAUUGAUUGGGUCGAAGCAGGUCUUCAAGUGUGUCGCCAAGGCUACAAUAUGCUCAACUUGUUGAUUCAUCGUAAAAAUCUCAACUAUCUUCAUUUGGACUACAACUUUAAUCUCAAACCAGUUAAAACUCUGACUACCAAAGAACGAAAAAAGUCUCGAUUUGGAAAUGCUUUUCAUCUUAUGCGUGAAAUUCUUCGCCUGACUAAACUUGUUGUAGACUCGCAUGUUCAGUACCGUCUUGGAAAUGUAGAUGCAUACCAACUUGCAGACGGUCUUCAGUACACAUUUGCUCACGUUGGCCAGCUUACCGGAAUGUAUCGCUACAAAUACAAGUUGAUGAGGCAAAUUCGCCUAACCAAGGAUUUGAAACAUUUGAUCUAUUACCGAUUCAACACUGGUCCUGUUGGAAAAGGUCCUGGUUGCGGCUUUUGGGCACCUGGAUGGCGUGUAUGGCUUUUCUUUCUUCGUGGAAUUGUUCCUCUUCUUGAACGCUGGCUUGGAAAUCUUCUUGCUCGUCAUUUUGAAGGCCGACAAUCUAAAGGAAUUGCCAAGACGGUCACCAAGCAGCGUGUUGAGUCGCACUAUGAUCUUGAAUUGCGUGCUGCCGUCAUGCACGAUAUUUUAGAUAUGAUGCCUGAAGGAAUCAAAACAAACAAAUCUCGCACCAUUCUGCAGCACCUGUCCGAGGCUUGGCGUUGCUUUGCUCCUGGCACGCUGGUCCGCAUGGCCAAUGCAAAUAUUCCUUGGAAAGUCCCUGGCCUCCCUUCGCCUAUUGAAAAUAUGAUUUUGCGUUAUGUCAAAUCCAAGGCUGAUUGGUGGACUUCUGUUGCACACUACAAUCGCGAGCGUAUUCGACGAGGUGCAACUGUAGACAAAACUGUUUGCAAGAAAAAUCUGGGUCGUCUUACACGUCUGUGGAUUAAAGCUGAACAAGAACGCCAGCACAACUAUUUAAAGGAUGGUCCCUAUAUCACUGCCGAAGAAGCCGUAGCCAUUUACACUGCAACAGUACACUGGCUUGAAUCGCGUAAAUUCUCACCCAUUCCUUUUCCACCACUUUCUUACAAGCAUGAUACCAAACUAUUGAUUUUGGCACUAGAGCGUCUUAAAGAGGCGUAUUCGGUGCAAGGCCGUUUGAAUCAGAGUCAGCGUGAGGAACUUGGCUUGAUUGAGCAAGCAUACGACAAUCCACACGAGUGCCUGAGUCGUAUUAAGCGCCUGUUGUUGACCCAGCGCGCCUUUAAGGAAGUUGGAAUUGAAUUUAUGGAUUUAUACAGUCACCUUACUCCCGUUUACGAUAUUGAGCCUCUUGAAAAAGUCACAGACGCCUAUCUUGAUCAGUAUCUUUGGUAUGAAGCUGAUAAGCGUCACCUAUUUCCCGCUUGGAUUAAGCCCGGUGACUCUGAGCCUCCUCCACUUCUUGUUUACAAAUGGUGCCAGGGCAUCAACAAUUUGACUGACGUUUGGGAGUCUGCAGAUGGCCAAUGUAAUGUGCUAUUAGAAACUCGUCUUAGUAAAGUAUAUGAAAAGAUUGACUUGACGCUAUUGAAUCGACUUCUUCGUUUGAUUGUUGACCAUAAUAUUGCCGACUACAUGACUUCAAAAAACAAUGUGGCAUUGACCUUCAAGGACAUGAAUCACAUUAAUGCAUAUGGUCUUAUUCGUGGUCUUCAGUUUGCUUCGUUUAUUUUUCAAUACUAUGGACUUGUACUUGAUCUUCUUGUACUUGGUCUUACUCGUGCAAGCGAGAUGGCUGGACCUCCUGCAAUUCCUAACGACUUUUUGCAAUUUAGAGAUGGAACUACAGAGGCUCGACAUCCUAUUCGCCUGUACACUCGUUAUAUUGAUCGACUGUAUAUAUUCUUUAGAUUUACUGCCGAAGAAGCCCGUGAUCUCAUUCAGCGAUAUCUCACUGAACACCCAGAUCCAAACAACGAAAACGUUGUGGGAUACAACAAUAAGAAAGUUUGGCCCCGCGACUGUCGCAUGCGUCUUAUGAAGCAUGAUGUGAACCUUGGUCGUGCUGUGUUUUGGGAUAUCAAGAAUCGCCUUCCUCGUUCUCUUACCACCAUAGAUUGGGAGGAUAGUUUUGCAUCAGUUUACUCUCGAGACAAUCCCAACAUGUUGUUUGCCAUGUGUGGAUUUGACGUUCGUAUUUUACCAAAGAUUCGAUCAACUCAAGAAGAAUUCACUUUGCGUGAGGGUGUUUGGAAUUUGAUCAACGAGCAAACCAAGGAGCGUACGGCUCAAGCCUUUUUGCGUGUUGACGAAGAAUCACUUCAACGCUUCCAUAACCGUAUUCGUCAAAUUCUUAUGUCAUCUGGAUCUACAACAUUCACCAAAAUUGUAAACAAAUGGAACACCGCCUUGAUGGGACUAAUGCUUUAUUAUCGUGAGGCUGUUGUGUAUACACGAGAGAUUCUUGAUCUGAUUGUGAAAUGUGAAAACAAGAUUCAAACACGUAUCAAGAUUGGUCUAAACUCCAAAAUGCCAUCUCGCUUUCCACCUGUUGUAUUUUAUUGUCCCAAAGAACUUGGUGGCUUGGGAAUGCUUUCCAUGGGCCAUGUACUGAUUCCACAAUCAGAUCUUCGAUGGUCAAAGCAAACCGAUCUGGGCAUCACCCACUUUCGAUCCGGCAUGUCACACGAUGAAAAUCAAACCAUUCCCAAUCUGUAUCGUUAUAUCCAGCCUUGGGAGUCUGAAUUCAUCGAUUCACAGCGCGUUUGGGCCGAGUAUGCUUUGAAACGCCAAGAAGCUAACGCCCAAAAUCGACGACUAACUUUGGAGGAUCUUGAAGAUAGUUGGGAUCGAGGUAUUCCUCGUAUCAAUAGUUUGUUUCAAAAGGAUCGACACACUUUGGCGUAUGACAAGGGAUGGCGAGUCCGUACAGAGUUUAAACAAUACCAGCUUUUGAAAAACAAUCCAUUCUGGUGGACACAUCAACGCCAUGAUGGUAAACUCUGGAAUCUAAACAACUAUCGAGUUGAUAUGAUUCAAGCACUUGGUGGUGUUGAGGGUAUUCUUGAACAUACAUUGUUUAAAGGAACGUAUUUCCCCACAUGGGAAGGUCUGUUUUGGGAAAAGGCAUGCAGUGAUUUCAUGGUGUUGCAUAACUCUGGGUUUGAGGAGAGCAUGAAAUUCAAGAAACUUACCAAUGCUCAGCGAUCCGGAUUGAAUCAGAUUCCCAAUCGUCGUUUCACUCUUUGGUGGUCACCUACUAUUAAUCGAGCAAACGUGUAUGUUGGUUUCCAAGUGCAACUUGAUCUUACUGGUAUUUUCAUGCACGGCAAAAUUCCAACGCUAAAGAUUUCUCUUAUCCAAAUUUUCCGAGCACAUUUGUGGCAAAAGAUCCACGAAUCUGUUGUUAUGGAUUUGUGUCAGGUAUUUGAUCAAGAACUUGAAGCGCUUGAAAUUGAAACAGUACAAAAAGAAACCAUCCAUCCUAGAAAGUCGUACAAGAUGAACAGUAGUUGUGCUGAUAUUCUGUUAUUUACAGCAUACAAAUGGAAUGUAUCUAGACCAUCCUUGCUGACAGAUACUAAAGACUCUUUUGACGGAGCCACUAGUCAGAAAUACUGGCUUGAUGUGCAGCUGCGUUGGGGUGAUUUUGACUCGCAUGAUAUUGAACGAUAUACUCGUGCCAAAUUUCUUGAUUACACUACAGACAAUAUGUCCAUCUAUCCAUCUCCAACAGGAGCGAUGAUUGGAAUUGAUUUGGCCUACAAUUUGCAUAGCGCAUAUGGCAAUUGGUUCCCCGGAAUGAAGCCUCUUGUACAACAAGCAAUGGGUAAAAUUCUAAAGGCCAAUCCUGCCCUGUAUGUACUUCGUGAGCGUGUUCGAAAGGGUCUCCAGCUCUACUCUUCUGAACCGACUGAGCCUUACCUUUCGUCUCAAAACUACGGCGAACUUUUCUCUGCGCAAAUCAUUUGGUUUGUUGAUGAUACCCAAGUGUACCGAGUAACGAUUCACAAAACCUUUGAGGGAAAUUUGACUACUAAGCCAAUCAAUGGUGCCAUUCUCAUAUUUAACCCUCGUACUGGCCAGCUCUUUUUAAAAAUCAUUCACACUUCUGUGUGGGCUGGUCAAAAACGACUUGGUCAGUUGGCAAAAUGGAAGACUGCUGAAGAAGUUGCCGCCUUGAUUCGGUCGUUACCUGUUGAAGAACAGCCCAAGCAAAUUAUUGUCACCAGAAAGGGAAUGUUGGAUCCUCUGGAAGUUCAUUGUCUCGAUUUUCCCAACAUUGUCAUCAAGGGGUCAGAACUUCAAUUACCUUUCCAAGCCUGCAUUAAGAUUGAAAAGUUUGGCGAUUUGAUUCUCAAGGCAACUGAGCCUCAGAUGGUCCUGUUUAAUUUGUUUGACGAUUGGCUCAAGAGUAUUUCAAGCUAUACUGCAUUUUUGCGUCUUACUUUAAUUCUUCGUGCUCUUCAUGUGAACAAUGAAAAGGCCAAAAUCAUUCUUCGACCAGAUAAAACUGUGAUUACCGAGCCUCAUCAUAUUUGGCCGACUUUGACAGAUCAAGAAUGGUUUAAAAUUGAAACAGAACUAAAGGAUUUGAUUCUUGCUGAUUAUGGCAAGAAAAACAAUGUUAAUGUUGCUUCGCUCACUUCUUCCGAGAUCCGAGAUAUUAUGCUUGGUAUGGAGAUUUCAGCUCCAUCUCUACAGCGCCAGCAGAUUGCUGAAAUUGAAAAGCAACAACAAAACCAGUCUCAGCUAACAGCCGUUACAACCAAAACACAAAACGUGCAUGGAGACGAGAUUAUUGUUACAACCACCUCAAACUAUGAGACUCAAACCUUUUCUUCCAAAACUGAAUGGCGUAUUCGUGCUAUUUCUUCAACCAACUUGCAUUUGCGUACCAACCACAUCUAUGUCAAUUCCGACGACAUUAGAGAUUCUGGAUUCACAUACAUUCUUCCCAAAAAUGUGCUUAAACGGUUUAUUUGCAUUUCAGAUCUUCGCACUCAAAUUGCUGGAUAUAUGUAUGGAGUUAGUCCGCCAGAUGCGCCUCAAGUCAAGGAGAUUCGUGCGAUUGUAUUGGUACCUCAAUGGGGAACGCACCAACAAGUGCAUCUUCCACAUAUGCUUCCAGAGCAUGAUCAUCUCAAAGACCUUGAACCUCUUGGAUGGAUCCAUACACUUCCUAAUGAGCUUCCACAGCUCUCUCCGUUGGAUGUAACAAUGCACGCCAAAACCAUGGCUGAAAAUCCGGGUGUUUGGGAUGGAGAUAAAACCAUUAUUAUUACAUGCGCUUUCACUCCAGGAUCCUGCUCGCUGACUGCUUAUAAACUUACACCGGCUGGAUUUGAAUGGGGUCGCAACAACAAAGAUACUAGCGCAAACCCACCUGGACAUCUUCCAUCCUUUUAUGAGAAAGUUCAGAUGCUUCUGUCAGAUCGAUUCCUUGGCUUCUUUAUGGUUCCCGAGGGUGAUGGGCUUUGGAACUACAACUUCAUGGGUACAAAACACCGCGCCGAUAUGAAAUACCUUUUGACUAUUGAUAAUCCUAAAGAGUUUUAUCACGAAAUGCAUCGACCCAAUCAUUUUCUCAAUUUUAGUGGUCUUGAAGCUUCUGGCUCAAGCAUCGGUGCUACGGUUGGUGCUGGUGUCAUAGGAUCUGGCUAUGGACCAGGUGCCUAUGAAGCCGAUAUUGAUGAUCAGUUUGCAUAAAAUAAAAAUAUUGAACUGUC
Messenger RNA from Batrachochytrium dendrobatidis JAM81, 7229 nucleotides. Its product is annotated as U4/U6-U5 snRNP complex subunit PRP8. The record is from RefSeq and is a predicted model, not a curated record. Gene Ontology annotation, molecular function: pre-mRNA intronic binding; U5 snRNA binding; protein binding. The transcript is spliced from 13 exons. Bases 37 to 7209 code for a protein of 2390 amino acids. NCBI's taxonomy places the organism in Eukaryota, Fungi, Chytridiomycota, Chytridiomycetes, Rhizophydiales. Gene Ontology annotation, cellular component: catalytic step 2 spliceosome; U5 snRNP. Gene Ontology annotation, biological process: mRNA splicing, via spliceosome; spliceosomal tri-snRNP complex assembly.